Messenger RNA from Alternaria conjuncta, 1977 nucleotides. RefSeq lists its product as uncharacterized. The record is from RefSeq and is a predicted model, not a curated record. Lineage: Eukaryota; Fungi; Ascomycota; Dothideomycetes; Pleosporales; Pleosporaceae. Bases 1 to 1977 code for a protein of 658 amino acids. The transcript is spliced from 2 exons.
AUGUGCAACUUCCAUACUGACGAUGCGUUUGCAGAUGGACUCAUGGUUUGGGCUAUCGAUCAAGUCGACCAGAACGACAAAAGCCUGAAUUACCCCGACGAAUGGACCGAAGACGACAUUGCAGCAGCCGAGAUUUUCAUCCAAGACGAAGCCGCCCAGGGCGUUUGCUACACGACGCCAUGCGGCGAGAAAUGCGCGUCAGGAGAAUACGAGGCUUCGCAAACGAACGGCCAACCCGGGACGCUUUCAACAAUGGACCGUUGUGGCAAAGGACAGUUCCGUCGGCUGUGCUGCGCCAAAGGCACUAAUAUGGGCAAGUGCCGAUGGCGCGGCUACCGUGGUCUUGGCCUGAGCUGCACUGGUGGCUGUGCCAAAGAUGAAACGGAGAUCACGCAGAACACCAAUCACCACUCGAGCACCGAGGAUCAGACAUGCUCUGGAGGAACACAGAGUUACUGCUGUGCUGGCUUCAAGCCCCCUAUUACUAAAGAGCAGGUCGAAGAUGAGGUCAAGGACAAGGCCAAAGAGGCCGCUUUGGAAGCAGCCGAAGCGUUAGCCUUGGAGGUCGCUGCCACGGCCUUUUGCAGAAUUGCCAUCACGGCCGCCUUGACACCGCUUACCUUUAUCCCCCUUAUUGGAUGGAUCAUACGACUCGCCGUCCAAGCCGCCGUUCCAGCUCUUGCUAAAGUUUGCGCCAAGGGCAUUGCAAAAGCAGGCAAAUCCGUCUUCAAGUUCCGCGGAAAGGAUUACGAUGUGAAGCUCGACAAACCGUUGACUUCCAAAAAGGACCGCGAUCCACCCGCCACCUUCACGAAACCUGCGGCAAGGUGCUCCAAGGUCGACCCCAAGCUCGCGGAACGUGCCCGCCCAUUAAGACCCUUAACAAAGAUCAACAGAAUACAGGGAGAUCCUCAUGAAGAUAUCAAGGUUAGGACUUGUAUCUACAGUGAAGACAGCGGGGAGAUUUCCAUGGGCCAGGCUUGUCUGCACCACAGUUCUGUUAUAAGCCGUCGACCUGCUCUCAGAAGAUUGACGUGCGAUGGUAAAGAUGGCAUUAACAUUCGCGAGGUUAAAGAUUCUUAUUACACCCAACACAAGACCGAGUGGAUCAAGGGUCACAUGCAAGGUGACCCAAACCUGUCCUGCCAGCGGGACGAAUUCCCACCCGCCGUGAUUUGGCAAGCUCGCGAUAGAAAUGUGUGGAUUCGCCUCAUUCCCUCUGGGCAAAACGGCGACGCCGGGCACCUGUUCAGCCGUAUCUGCGACGACAAAGUGGCUACUAAGACGGUAAAGAGCCUGGUUGAAAAAGUCAAGUGUGAUAAUGGCAAAGUCGUCGAGAAAUGGGACCACACGGAGUACGCACAGCUCCAGAUUUUCAGCCUGGAAUUCUCAAACAUGCCGAGAGAUAUUGUCGAUCAAGGGAUCACGGCCAACCCGUGCUGGCCUAAGGACCUCGUGGACGACCCGGGUUUCGCUCUCAUGACCAACGAUCCUUGGUACGAUCGUGCAGCCAACCGUCCCCGCAAGAGACAUACGGCAAACUACGGAAACCCAGACUAUGCUGGCCUGGGCUACCCUCCGGGGCCCCCCGCCGUCAAGAUGAAGCGAGGCCUCGGCUUCAGCCCCGAAGACCUCUACGUCGACGAAGGAAACUCGUCUCGCCUACCCACCGAAGAAGAGCUGCGCACCGAAUUCGGUCUCGUGCGCUGUCAAGGCGAAGACUGCGAGCCCGAGAUGAAGCAACUUGGUUUCGCCUCUCUGCCCAUUAUCCCAAACUCGUUUGUCUGGCCACCCAAGUCUCACGAGCCGAGUACUACGCUGGCGGCUACGCCAACAAUCACCGUGGCUGCUACUGCGUCUGCGUAUGCGCCAACGACUACGAGCACGGUUGUUCAGGCUGUUACGCAGGUUCUUUCUGCGGCGCGCGAGUUGAUUACCGAGUCGGUAGAGUAUGCGUUCUAUGAUGAGGAGGACUAG